Messenger RNA from Pleuronectes platessa (European plaice), 1501 nucleotides. RefSeq names its product pleckstrin homology domain containing, family G (with RhoGef domain) member 2 (gene plekhg2). The record is from RefSeq and is a predicted model, not a curated record. The coding region runs from base 138 to 1370 and encodes 410 amino acids. Lineage: Eukaryota; Metazoa; Chordata; Actinopteri; Pleuronectiformes; Pleuronectidae. Gene Ontology annotation, molecular function: guanyl-nucleotide exchange factor activity. The transcript is spliced from 13 exons.
CAUCCACACGUCCACCCGCUCUCUGGGAAGCUUCCACACAGUGUCCUGCUGGUUUCUUGUCAUGGAACAUGUCAGGACUUUAGUUUAUAUCUGAAAGUGUAAUUUCCUUGAAUAUGUAAAAUGUGCUGAUAGAUCCCAUGUUGACUGACAGCUCUCUCUCUCUGUGUCUGCAGGAUUAUCUCGGCUGCAUCAUCGACUGUGGCGCUCUGCCGCUGAAGCCGGAGCAGGUCAGCACUCUGUUCUGCAACAUCGAGGACAUCUACGAGUUCAACAGUGACCUCCUGGAGGAUCUGGAGCGGAGUCCUCAUGCUGCAGCCAUCGCCGAGUGCUUCGUAGAGAGGAGUGAAGCCUUCGACUUCUACACACUCUACUGCAUGAACUACCCCAACUCGGUGGCGGUGCUGAGGGACUGCAUGAAAAACGAGAGUCUGGUUCGUUUCUUCCACGAGAGACAGACGACUCUGAACCACUCGUUACCUCUGGAGACGUAUCUGCUCAAACCAGUGCAGAGGAUCCUCAAAUACCACCUGCUCCUACAGGAGCUUUCGAAGCACUUUGAUAAGAGCGUCCCCGGGUACGAGGUCGUGGAGGACGCCAUCAUCACCAUGACCGCGGUCGCCUGGUACAUCAACGACAUGAAGAGGAAACAGGAACACGCAAUCCGGCUGCAGGAAAUCGAGUCCUUGCUGGUGAACUGGAACGGGCCGGACCUCGGCGGGUUUGGAGAGCUGGUUCUGGAAGGUUCCUUCAAGGUCCUGAGAGUGAAGAAGGAACGAGCGUUCUUCCUCUUCGAUAAGAUGCUGCUGAUCGCCAAGAAGAGGCUGGAGCACUUUGUCUACAGCACACACAUAUUUUGUUGUAACCUGCUGCUGGUGGAGACCCUGAAGGACUCGCUGUGCUUCAAAGUGUCGGACCAGACGAUUCCCAAACUGCAGCACGUGGUCCAGACGAAGAACCAGGAGGAGAAACGACUGUGGGUUCACUACCUCAAGAGACUGAUCGUGGAAAACCAUCCAGCUUCACUCCCACAGAAGGCGAGACAAGUCCUGGGAGACAACUUCUGUCAAUCGCCUCACUUUGAGCAGGACAACCUGAAGAAGUCCUGCGCCUCGCCACGACCGGACGACGUCCACGGGUUCCACAGAGGACGACGCCAAUCAGGUCAGGAGCCUCCAGAGCUGCUGACCUACACUCCUGAGAAGUCCAGGAAGGGUCUCCCACUGCUGCUGGACGGAAACCUGCCCUACAGACGCACCAGGAGACAGUCAGCUCCGGCUAAAGACAUUGAAGCUGUGUUUCAUCCCAACGCCUUGAAGGUAAGUUCUCAGGUGAACGCUCCAGUGAAGAUCCAGCAGGAUUCUGUCCACUGAACAAAGUGUUGUGUCGUUAUCUGAUGAACAACUGGAUUUAACUGGACUUAUAAACACACUCACACAAACUUAUAAACACAAACACGCACUAAGCUGAGAAGAGAGUAAUUUCUUGUAAUAUCACAACACAA